Messenger RNA from Cuscuta campestris, 3415 nucleotides. Lineage: Eukaryota; Viridiplantae; Streptophyta; Magnoliopsida; Solanales; Convolvulaceae. The record is from the annotation of a GenBank genome assembly.
CCUAUUCUUCUUCUCUCUCGCGAGGGACUGGGAAUCUAUUUUACAGAAGGAAAGAAAACCUGCAAGGAAUCUACGGAUGAUUCAAAGCUGAUUCCUCGCUGCGUUAAUGCCAAAAAUAUGAUAGAACAAAAAUACUCCGUCAUUUUUUUCCUUCCCUGUAGCGGCCAAACUCAGAGUAAAUUUGGCCGAUAGGCUUCCCGUGGACGGCAGCAGACUCGGAUCUUCAUCCUCUCGCAUUGGAAAUCUAAAUCUGGUAUUCAUCAGGGAAGCCGAAAUUCUAAAGAGCCCGUAUCACGAGGCUAUGAUGAAAAUGUUCACUUUGUCGCUGACCCAAUUGAUCAGGAUUGGGUCAACGCAUACUGUAAUGUGGCGGGGCAGGCAUGCCAACGAGCAUCUCUGCAGCCAUUGCGUGUCGGAACUCGGAACAAUCAUCCCCAGCAUUCAAAUCUGAGCCUCAUACACUCUUUUGAUACUGCUUGAUAUUGAACUCUGGCCUUUUAAAAUAUACUUCCCAUUUUGUUGCCUUUUUUCAUUGUAUUUUCAGUGGAAAAGAACAUUACUUCGUGAAAACGAUGGAUUCUGAGAUGGUCAUUCUAUUUUGUACCUUUAUUUCUAGGAAGCAUAUGGCCGCAUCCUUGCAGAUUAGAUCGUUUUCUUGGUUAGAAUGCAAAAGAACUUAUCCAAGGCUGAUUCCUAGCUGCGUUGAUUUCGCUGUUGGACUGUCCCGCUUGGAGAUCGGCAGUGCAAUUGGUAUGUCGAGCAAAUAAGCUUCACACAACUCAAACAUCAUGGAGGUGUAUAUCACAGUAUCAAGAACAAGCCAUUCGUUCUCCAUCAAAUCAAGGGCUUCUCUCUAUGUUCUCUUGAUGAGGAAGUUGUAGGUAUACAUCUAUCAAGUUUUGAUGAAUUUCCUGAGAAGGGAAAUGGGAGCAGUGGAAGAUGACAACACUAGGGAGCUGAGCUGUGUACCCAAACAUGACACUCAAGUAUCAAAUUGAGUUCUCAGCUUGAUAGGGUUAAAAAUAGCAGCUCGCGGAUGUUCGUCCAAGAAGUGCUUUGUAUGCUUCCUGGCUUGGGUUAGUAGGAAUAAUACCCAAUUUGACUCGAACCGUCGUGGCCUUCUUAGCGCUAGAAGUAGUGUUUUCUCUAGAAUCUUUGGAUCUGUUGGCACAUUGAAAUUCAACAUGUGUUCUGCUUCCACACUGUUUGGAGCACCCCUAUGUGGCUUACCGUUAGCAUGUUCAAGAAAUUAGAUGGCAGUGGUCUUUGAUGCAUUAGUUCGAGAAUGUGCAGAGCAUUGGUGGCUGCUUUUCGGUACAUGCAUCCAUGGAAAACCUUGAGUAGUGCAGAAAACUAUCUGAUUGCCUUCAACCUCCCCAAUAUAUUCUUCACUCCCAUGAUUAUAAAGGUUGAAGGCUUUUCCAAUUCCUUAUUCUUCGCAUAUCCAUUCGUAAAUCUCCAUCGCAUCCUUCAUCCCUGAUUAUUCUCCAAAAAUACACGGAUUUUUCACUUGAUUUCAUCGCUGAAGGAAAGGAAUUCAUCAUGGACUCCAUCAUCAAAGGACGUUCUCCAAAUUUGCUUGAUUUUAGACUAGAAGGUAAUUCAUUUCCGAUUAAAAGAAUAUGGAAGAUCUUGCUCAUCAAUUAUUCAAGACAGGUAAGUUUUCGGUGAACGCAUCGCUUUAGCCUUUGAUUUCAAUUCGAUUCUUCAAAGCUGAUAGAUUCUUUGACUUUGAUUCUAAUUUAAUUUUUCGAAGCAUGUCGAUUAAUUUUAACCUUACAUGGCAGAAUUUUGAUGUUUGGUCGAUCCUAGAGCAUAAUUUAGCAUGUUUUUUUAAAUCCUGGAGUAUAAUCUACCCCUGACAAUCAAUUGAAUGAUCUAAUAAUUAAGUAGAAUUCAAUCAAUCUACCCCUGCAUUUGAUGGUGAAUCAAAACUACAAAUCUUGAACGAGAAUUACCGCAUUCCAGAAUUACCAAAAUACAGCACCGCCAUUGUAGACCUUAUUCGGGAUAUGUUACAAUCUUCGCCAGAUGCCCGACCAGAUAUCACGCAGGCAAGCGCUUUGAUCGAUUGGACAUUCAUUUGCAUGAAUUUAGGUGUGGUUUCGUGCUAACAAUUUGUUACCCGAUGGGCUACAGAAAUCAUUGCCUGAUAGAGCUCCGGAAAUGAUGCAACAAGUGGCUGAUUUGCACGUUGGUACUCCAAAAACAGCAACCAAGACAAAUCCAGUACCUCGAAGAACUCCACCACCACCUCCCCCUUCUGCUGGAGAGACAAACCGUAAUUCACCACAGUCUCAUAACCCUGGGAUGCAUGGGGCCAAUGACACUUUAGGUGCUUUUUGGAACACUGAACAUGCAAAGAAUGUAGUCCCAGAUGUCAAAACUAGACCUAGAAAACUUCCAAACGCCUAUUCUUCCAAUCUUCCCAUCUCUAAGCGCGAUCGCCGAGCCAAAUCUUUUGCCACAAAUAUGCGGAUUCUUCGCAAUAGAUCUCGCCGAAGGAAAGGAAAUCAGCACCAGAAUCGAAGGGAAGUCAAAAUUCGCUGAUUCUUCGCGGAUUCUUCGCGUCAAUUAUGAAAUCUAUGGCGUCAAGAUCCGCUUAUUCAUUAGCGUCAAUUCGAGAUUCAGAAAUAGAAGCUAGACGAUUUGAUUCUUAUGCUGAAAUAGAAGCCGGACAUUAAAUAUGAAGUUAGUUCGUUCUCAUUUUGAUUAAUGCAAGAUUGCAAGUGGAGUUCAUCUGACUAAUGGUUUCAAGCAGUGACCUGCAGUUCUCUUUUGAAGUAUGCUUUCUUAGUUCUUUAAAUUUUAUAUUUGCACUGUUGGCAUUUAAUAAGUACUUUAAAAAGUAAGUACUUAUGGUUUAUUUUUUGUUUAACAAUUAGAUCAUCAAUGUUGAGUAGAAUCCCUAUUGGUCUUGGCUUAAUCUGAUUCCGAAUUGUGAACCACAUUAAUUGUAUGUCAAUAUUUCUCUCCACCAAAAUGCUCUUAAUAUAUAAAUAUUAUAUAUUUUGGUAAACUAUCUGCCCCUGCAUCGCAUGGGUAUGAAAAUAUGGAGCAUUGGCUGUAUAUUUGUUGUGGUUCUAAGUGGAGUAUACUCCUUUGAUAUAUGGAGCUUUGUUGAGGUUCAAAGUGGAGAGCCUAUAUUCCUUGGCUAAAAUAUAAAUCAUCAACUAGAUUUAAUCACAAACCUUCUUGGCACACCUUCAAUGAAUAUAUCUAUAAGCAUAUGUCAUUGAUACUCCAAAUCAGAAACGCCAUUCGAGAUAUUCUUUAUUUGUUUGAUACAUUCGAAGAUUUGUAUGUUACUCAUCAUUCUUUAGAGUUUAUUUUCACGCUUUAGUUAAGUCUAUAUUUUUUUUAUUCGUUUUCAUAUUAAUAUAAUAUUGUUUAUAAUCGAAUGAUUAGAAGUAUC